This is a messenger RNA of Cyprinus carpio (common carp), 1700 nucleotides long. RefSeq names its product fibroblast growth factor 18-like. The record is from RefSeq and is a predicted model, not a curated record. Gene Ontology annotation, molecular function: type 1 fibroblast growth factor receptor binding; type 2 fibroblast growth factor receptor binding; growth factor activity. Gene Ontology annotation, cellular component: cytoplasm. NCBI's taxonomy places the organism in Eukaryota, Metazoa, Chordata, Actinopteri, Cypriniformes, Cyprinidae. Gene Ontology annotation, biological process: cell differentiation; positive regulation of protein phosphorylation; regulation of cell migration.
GCUUCAGAAGACAAACGAGCGUAGAGGAAACAAGCCGCGCAAACGCUUUCCAGCUUUGAUAGUUUUCUAUCCAACGUUUUACGUGAAUUUGUGAAUGAAAGCGGCUGAGGAAGAGGAGGCGCAGGUUAAGUGGACGCUGCUUCCAGUGCACGGAUCGCCUGCUUUAAUGCACGAAAAGAAGACGCGUUUUCCCUCACAGAUCGAAGAGCUUUCUUCGGGCAGACUUUUGCGCUGUUGUGGGGGGAGCCGCAAACUUUCUUCCUUUUAAAAAAUAAAUAAAAAGCUCAGAUUGCAUUUUUUCCCCCUUCAAACAUUUUGGAGGUGAUGUCAUCGGCCCGUGUUUUGGCUGCUGGUGCGCUGGAGCUCCAGAAUUGAGUCCGAGAAAUCAGGUGCAGGGAGCUGCGAGCGUGUGCCGCUUUCCUUCUGCUUUCACUUUCCCUCCCCAUCAUCUGACCUGGAGCGCGCCGCCGUCUCUCCGGCGCAGCAGCCAUGACCGAGCACGCUCCGCGGUACCCGGAGUCCAGCUCGCCGCCGCUGCGCCUUCACCGCUCCAUCCCCGUCCAGGUGCUCUGCCUCCCGCGGCGCGUCAUUUCGCCCGUAGUGGAUCAGCAGUGACACGAACUCUCAAGCGUGCGCAUGCACUCUACGGAGUUUGAAUCCUUAUCUGUGGAAGGGCAUUUUCGGCAGGAAAAGUUACGCUCAGACUGCUUGGAAAACACUGGGCACGAACCUUUUGCUGGCUGUCGAAAAGUUUUUAUGAGCGGAAACGACAAAUAGGCGUGGGUCGCGUUUGAACUUCGCUUCACCUGUUCCUCAGACUCCGGAGGUUCACGCUUCGCCCCGCCUCCUGCCCGUUACCGACCGUGCACCGCAACCAUCCGUGUCGGCGGCGGCUCACACCCCGCUGACCCCUUGCCGCCCGUUGACGGAAAAAGAUGCAUUCCACCGGCGCCAGCGGGAACAUCUACAGACCCUGCAUUCAAACGGAUUAAACAAACCGGACAGACGUGAAGCUGUGACCCGGAGAGCCGUUUCGCAAUCGCGCACGGAGCCACACGGACGCGGAGGAAGCGAUGUGGGCCUUUCUCUCCACGGUGGCUGUCUUGUAUAUCCAGAUGAUGCUGGUCAUGUGCAAUCCUCUACAGGUGUUUGGAGUGGACGGGGUGAAUUUCAGCGUGCACGUGGAGAAUCAGACUCGUGCACGAGACGGCAUGAGCCGGCGACAUCAUCGCGUGUACCAGCUUUACAGCCGCACCAGUGGGAAACACGUCCAGGUGAUCGGACGCAAAAUCAGCGCCCAAGGAGAGGACGGAGACAAAUAUGCCCAGCUCGUAGUGGAGGCAGACACCUUCGGCAGCCAGGUGCGAAUCCGAGGGAAGGAAACCAAUUAUUACCUGUGUAUGAACCGCAGAGGGAAACUCGUAGGCAAGAAGGCCAGCAAUCGUAGUGCAGACUGCGUCUUCAUCGAGAAGGUUCUGGAAAACAACUACACAGCACUUAUGUCAGCGCGCUACACUGGGUGGUACGUGGGCUUUACCAAAAGAGGGCGCCCUCGCCGUGGUCCGAACACGCUUCCCAACCAGCAGGACGUCCACUUCAUGAAGCGCUUCCCACCCGGAGAGCAGCCGGAUUUAACGCCGUUCCGCUUCACUACCGUCAGCAAGAGGAGCAAGAGAGUCCGUGCGGCGCGACCACGCUAA